AUGGCUGAAUUCCCUUAUUCAUCCCGACUCGAAAGAGUCCUCGGCUACCUCUUAAAACACCAGCAUCAACCAACAACGCAUACCGAAUGUCAAUGCACCCACCAUCACAAUCCCGACUGGAUAUUCGACGCAGAUACAUGGUCCCAAAUUGAAACCCUUCGUCGAAUACUAUGCCAGCGACCAGCACUGCCCAGACUUCCCACAGAUAUCUUGGAAGACAUCGAUGCAGUCAUUACCUACCGAAACAGCCACAGCCUUUUUACCUCGACAAGGUCAAUUAUCCCCAGCAUCACAAUUCAAGCCCAAAAGCCGGAAUCUAGUUCUGUUAGAAUAUCAUGCUGGAAAGGCGAUAUCACCACCUUAACCGAUGUCACAGCGAUCGUCAAUGCAGCGAAUUCCCAGCUCGUGGGAUGUUUUCGUCCUGAACACCGCUGUAUCGAUAAUGUGAUUCACUCCGCGGCAGGGCCCCGACUUCGCGAUACGUGUCACGAUAUUAUCGAGUCGCAGGGGUAUCUAGAGCCUGUUGGUUCUGCGAAGGUCACGCCGGGAUAUCUUUUACCAGCAGAAUAUGUCAUACACACCGUGGGCCCACAGCUACACCAAAAAGUGAAGCCACAGGCACACCAACAGGCUCAACUUGCAUCGUGCUAUCAAUCUUGUCUCGAUGAGGCAGAGAAACUGCCUCCACUUGAGGAUGGCCGAAAGGUCAUUGCCUUUUGCUGCAUCUCAACCGGUGUCUUCGCGUUUCCAUCUGAUAUGGCAGCGAAAAUCGCCGUGGAUGCUGUGCUUGCCUGGUGUGCGUCGCAUCCGGACAACAGUAUCACGGAUAUCAUUUUCGAUACCUUCCUCGAUAAGGACUGGACUUUGUACAGUGACAUCCUAUCCAAUAUCCAGAUCAGCCGUUCCCAGACGAAUAUCAAAAUCACCAAAGAACUCACCCUCCCCCAACAAAUCCCCCCAAAACCACAACUAUCCCCCACCCUCCUCAAAGCCCACACCUGGCUCAACCAAGCCACCACCCUCAUAAUCACCGCCGGCGCCGGCCUCUCCGCCGCAACAGGGUUGGACUAUACAUCACCCACCCUCUUCGCAAAACACUUCCCCGCCUUCCUGCCCAAAGGCCUCCGCAAACUCUACGACGUCUUCGGGUAUACAGGCUGGGACAGUCCUGCCCAGAAAUGGGGGUACUACUUCACGCACAUUGACAUGGUGCGUCGGUGGCCUGAAUCACAGUGCGGUGUUUACCAUGCCCUGCGCGGGUUAACGGACCGCUUCGGUGAACGCUGGUUCGUGCGGACGAGUAAUGGGGAUGGAUUCUUUGUGAAGAAUGGGUUUGAUGCUGGGAAGGUGGCGACGCCGCAGGGUGGGUAUAGAUUCUUGCAGUGUUUGCGGAAAUGUAGACCCGGUGCUGUUGUUGAGACGGGGCCGUUGGUUGAUGCUGCGAUGCCGAUGGUUGAUCCUGUUAGUCAGGUACUCAUGGAUGAAAGUAUGAUACCGAAGUGUGAAUUUUGUGGUGGGGAGAUGACGCUUUGUGUACGGGGUGGUGGAUAUUUUGAUGAACGGCCGUGGCGGGAGAUGGAGAGGAAGUGGGAGCGUUUUUUGAAGGAUGAGAUAUCAUCGUCAAAUUCUGGUUCGGUGGUCAUAUUGGAGUUAGGGGUGGGAUUGAAUACGCCUGCUGUGCUGCGGUGGCCGAAUGAGGAUCUUGUGUCUAAGUCGGAGAGGAGGCAGUUUCGGCUUAUUCGGGUUGGGAUGGAGGCUUCUGGGUGUGUUCCGUGGGAAUUGGAGGAAGAGGACCUCGCUGUGGGGAUUUCGGGGGAUAUUGAGGCAGCUUUGGAUGCUUUGAUAUCCUAA
This is a messenger RNA of Penicillium subrubescens, 1851 nucleotides long. RefSeq lists its product as uncharacterized. Bases 1 to 1851 code for a protein of 616 amino acids. The record is from RefSeq and is a predicted model, not a curated record. Lineage: Eukaryota; Fungi; Ascomycota; Eurotiomycetes; Eurotiales; Aspergillaceae. The transcript has a single exon.